GGUUUUCUCCCCCAAAAUGAAAGCAGCAUUUAUGCAACUCUUCGUAGAAAAAGGUCAGGUUCUCAAGAAAUCAAAAAACGAACUCAGUUUAAGCAUCAAAACGAACUUUAAAAUGAAGGAGAAGCGGAAACCACACCGGCACGAAAUGAGUUGACGCCAAAACUUACUGCUGGGGUCGAUGGCCGCCGGAGGAGUAGCCGUCGGUGGAGGUGAUGUAGACUAGCCCACCCAGUUUCAGUGCAUUAUAUGCAGACCUCAAGAAGGACGAAUCACUCCCGAACGAAUCGAUAUCAAUAAGAUCGAAGAAAUCUUUCUGAAGAUAACAUUCCGUCAUAACACGGUUAGCAUCGAAAUGCGUCGCCGCCCAUCUCCGCUGCUUGUCCCCCGAGCCUCUCCCCACCCGCGACAAGUUUGACAGCACAACCCUCCUGUAAUCGUCGUUCGCGUCAUUUGCCAACACAAAAUCUGCCUCUGCCUCGACGAGGUACCGUAGGGAACGAACUCCGCAGCCGCACAUUGCGUCAAGGACGCGAAGACUGCCGUUGGAUUUCUUAUGGAGAGAGGCAGCGAGGACGCCGAGGUCGCGGCCAGUGGCGCUCUCGCGUCGGAAGAAGGAGUCUCCGGUUUCGAACUCGAGGCCUCUUUCAGCCUGGUAUUUGGAUUUGAGGGUUGUGUGGGUGGCUAGGAUUGUGAUUGGAUGAGAUACGCGUGGUCUAGGGCUGGGGUUUAUGGGUAGUGAGGAGGGGGAUAGGGUUUUGCUUGCUAGAAAUGUCAUGGCGGGAGACACAGGCUGAGGCUCUACCAUGACCUUGCCUGGGUUUAUUGGCAAAGACAUGGUACCGCACGUGACUGUUGUGUGAGCCUCAGAGAGAUAGAGAGAGAGAUGGAAACGUGUAAAUACAUUUAUAUUUUUGCCGUCUCUCAAUUGCAAAUUUGUCUGAAUGGGCAUUCAGAGGGUUCUGAUUGCCAAAACAUCUCUAUGUGAGGGAAAGAUGAUGAUGUGCCUGAACUCGAGAUUGUCUGGAGUGAGGUAGGGAAGCUAAUGUUGCAACGAUGGCGAAGCACACGGUUGCAGCACUCUCUUAUGGUACUUCUCCAACAUUUAUAGCUGGGUUUUUGCUAAACGUGAUGUGUUAUAAUUUAUCUCAUCAAUGAAACUGAUUGCUAUUGUAAGGAAUCUUAACUAUCAUUUUCCACAUGGUUACCAGAGAAUGGAGAGAAAAAUUCAUCAUAACAGCAAUACACCUGCUUAUUUUGAAUGAUACAGGGAAGUAGCUUUAAACUGGCAAAUUAAGGAUUGGUUUCCAAUUCCUUGUGUAAAAGAUUUGAUCAUUAAGUUUAAUACCUUUCAGCUAUAUAGAAAGAUGAAGUGAUUCCAAUUGAGGGGUAAAAUGCCUGAGUUUCCAUAUGAAGAAGUGCUUCAUCUGAUUAUGGUAAAAAGAUUUGAUCAUUAAGUUCAAUACCUUUCAGCAAUUUAGAAAGAUGAAGGUGAUUCCAAUUGAGGGGUAAAAUGCCUGAGUUUUCAUAAGAUGAAGUGCUUCAUCUGAUUAUGGUACAUGUCUCCCAGUAAAGUUAUUCGGGUUUUCUUCAUUUGAAGCAUGAACAUAUAUUCAAUCUAGAGAUUGUGGCCCUCUGAUGGAUUCAAAGCCACAAAUAACAUUAUUGUCAAGGAUAAAAAGGGCAAGCCGGUGCACAAAGCUCCUGCGUACGUGGGGUCUUGAUAAUUUUUAUUGAGUUCAACAGUCUGCACAGGCAUAUGGCUUGAGUUUCUGUUUUGAGUGCUGAAAGUUUAAUUCCUGUUGUUAUGGGAGAUCUUCAAGCGUGUGUGUCAUUUUCCUCCUCUUCAUCCUCUUCCUCUUCGUUCAACCCACAUCCAUUGUCCAUUGGUGUGAAAUGCUGGCUAUUAGCUGAACAAAGGAUCCAAGAGAUAUUAUGCACUAUUCAACCAACUGCAGUUGCUGAGCAGAGGAGAAAGGAAAUUAUAGAUUAUAUUUGCAGCCUAAUUAAGGAUUAUUAUGGAAUUCAGGUGUUGCCAUUUGGUUCAGUGCCUCUGAAAACCUAUCUUCCUGAUGGAGACAUUGAUCUGACUACCCUCAGCUUUGAAAACGUGGAGGAGGAUUUGAUGCGAGAUAUCUGCAAUGUUCUUGAAAAGGAAGCACAGAAGAAUUCAGAGUUUCAAGUAAUGGAUGUCCAAUAUAUUCGUGCACAGGUUAAAAUUGUGAAAUGCACUGUACAAAAUAUAGCAGUGGAUAUAUCUUUCAAUCAAAUGGCGGGGCUCUGUGCCCUAUGCUUUCUUGAGCAGGUUGACCAACUUAUUGGGAAAAAUCAUCUUUUCAAACGCAGUAUCAUAUUGAUCAAAGCCUGGUGCUAUUAUGAGAGCCGAAUUCUUGGUGCAUACUAUGGGCUGAUUUCCACUUAUGCUUUGGAAACAAUGAUCCUUUCUAUUAUAAAUCUCUUUCACACAUCACUAUUUAGUCCUUUAGCUGUCCUCUAUAGAUUCUUGGACUACUAUAGCACAUUCAAUUGGGACAGUUACUGUGCCAGUAUAGUUGGGCCAGUCCCCAUAUCUUCCCUUCCAGAAGUUGCGACAGUGGCACUAGGAAAUGGUGGGGAUCAAUUAUUGCUCAGUGAGGAAUUUAUCCAGAACUGCAGAGAAAUGUUCUCGGGACCAACAAUGGUAGUUGAGACUAAAGCAUAUGAUGUUCCCCUCAAGUAUCUCAACAUAUUAGAUCCUCUAAAGUUAAAUAAUAACCUUGGAAGGAGUGUCAGCAAAGGCAAUUUCUAUCGAAUUAGAUGUGCUUUUUCCUUUGGGGCUCGAAAGCUUGGGCAAAUCCUUGUGCUACCAGGAGAAGCUAUGAUUGAGGAACUCAAGAAGUUCUUUGUCAACACUUUGGAAAGGAAUGGAACAGGGCGACGGGCAGAUGUAGAAGUUCCUGUUCCACCAUUUGGAUCUGGAGUUUUUGAAGUCUCUGAUCUCAAUGGUCCAUGGUAUCAUGAAUAUAUCUUAUCCCCUUCUGCCCAUCUUAGUUCAUUGUUAUCACCUCAGUUCAGAGACAGGAAUGCAUGUGAUGCCCAGUAUCAGUCAGGGCAUUUUGAUUGUAAUGGCUUCUAUCAGAGGAACACAGGUGUUUUUGUCCCAGAACUGCCAUUCAGCCACCCAAAUAUUUCCCAAUCGCUAGACAUUGCAAAAUCACAUGCAGUGAAUCCCUAUUUCCCAAAGGUGAAAUCGCGAGGAACAGGCACAUAUAUCCCUGCCACAGGAUCUGAAGGAACAGGGAAAGCACGAGGAAUGGGGACACUCUUAUCUGAUGCUAAUUUUUCUCACACAGAGAUGCAUCCAAGGCAAAGAAGAAGAAAUCCAGAAUCUGCAUCUCAUGGUCUCUUGCGAGAACAUCCUCAAAAUAAUGACCAGGGUGAACCCUCAGGGACACGCAAGGGUGGAAAUGGCAACUGCCUUAACCUGUCACUAGAAGAAUUCCCACUUCUUCCACAGAGCAAGAAACCUGCACCAUUAGGAAUCCCCUUGUCUCCUCAGCCAACUUUGAAGCCCCCACAGGUGAAAGAUACAUCUAUCUCUGUAGAAGAUAUUGAAUUUGGUACAUUUGGGCUUCAGCUGUCUGCAGUGGGACUGCCUUUGCAGCAGGCAAGCAAGCAGCCAGUUUCUGGAGGUUCUGUUUAUGUGGACACAGUCUCAGGAGUCCAAAAUGUGGCAAUGCAGAGGCCAGAAAUGUUAUCCAUGGCCAAGGACACUGUUCUGGCGCAGGUUUACCAACUAGAAGAUAAUGAGGACUUCCCUCCUUUAUCCCGUUGACUUCCCUCGAGUCUUGGUGUUUUUUGCUUGUUGACACCUCUGCCUUCCGAGGUUUUGAAGCAGAAAUUUUCUAUAGCCUCUGUAUCUCUCUCUCUCUCUGUAAUGAAGGCGUUUCUAAAGACUGAUUUUGGAUGUCUUGUUUGCCCUUUCAGACAUUCUUGGUUGAAAGUUGCUGUUAUUUAAAUGGGGAUGUGAAUGACAGAUCCGAUUAUUGCUAGACUAUGUUAGGACAUGCAACUUUGGUUUUACUAAUUCUUGAAAGUGCCUCAAAUGCACAUGCUAUGAACAUUGGCAGACCAUGUGUUUUAGAUUCUCAGAUUGGGCUUUGCAAGUGGGAUUGAAUUAUACUGGCAUAUUAACACUUACCCUUCCA
Molecule: messenger RNA, 4184 nt
Organism: Malania oleifera
Lineage: Eukaryota; Viridiplantae; Streptophyta; Magnoliopsida; Santalales; Ximeniaceae
Exons: 10
Coding region: 1805-3811 (668 amino acids)
Source: RefSeq, a predicted model, not a curated record